Molecule: messenger RNA, 3118 nt
Organism: Marasmius oreades (fairy-ring Marasmius)
Lineage: Eukaryota; Fungi; Basidiomycota; Agaricomycetes; Agaricales; Marasmiaceae
Exons: 22
Coding region: 101-3118 (1005 amino acids)
Cellular component (GO): plasma membrane
Molecular function (GO): calcium-activated cation channel activity
Source: RefSeq, a predicted model, not a curated record
CAUGCACCUCGCUUAUUGUUUUGCUUCUUCUUUUUACCUUCAUCAAGACCCCCCACGACAACGGCCUACGUUGUGGCGUUGGCUGGUCAGAAGGCUAUAGAUGUCUGCUUCCAAUGGAUUCUCGAAUAACAGUAAUUCAACGAAGAGCUUUCUGACCGCUCUUAUCGCCAAUGCUGCCUUACUCGCCGUUGAAGUUGUUGCUUUUGUGGUUUUGAAGGCCAAGUUGGGGAGGAUCUAUAGUCCGAGGACGUUCCUACCGCCGCCAGAUAAACGGUCGAAGGAACUUCCGAAAGGAUGGUGGAAGUGGUUACCAGCGACGCUGCAAUCGCCUUCGAUGGAGAUUAUUCAUAAGAAUGGGCUAGAUGCAUACAUGUUCUUACGGUUCAUAAAGAUGCUUUGCACUAUAUUUCUGGUCUACACGGUAGCCAGUUUUCUCGUUAUAGUUCCAAUCGACGUUAUAGGUUUGCCUGAAACUAAGCGGGAUAUUGAACGGAUUACCUGGACGAACGUUCAAGGUCAAACUCGCUUUGCUGCUCAUAUAGUCGUCGUCUAUCUCAUGACAUUUUUCAUCUUCCACAUGGUUGGUCGCGAAAUGUCCCACUUCGUUCACAUGCGCCACGAGUUCCUAAUCAGCUCAACGUAUUCCCGACUCGCGCAAGCCCGAACGGUUUUGAUCACCUCUGUUCCAGAAGAACUCGCCAACGAACACGACCUUCGUCAGUUCGCUUCGUUUGUACCUGGUGGUGUCGAUAAGGUUUGGAUAUACCGCGAUACCAGAUCUCUCAAUGCGUUAUUUGAAGAACGACAGAAGGUCUGCGAUACAUUAGAGGCGGCGGAAGCGACCAUUCUAAGGAAAGCUGCAAAAGCGUGGAAUGCGAAGCGUAAAGCACACAAGAAAAUGGUUAAGAGGAAGAAGAAGUCAUCAGAUGUGGAGAAGCGGUUGAGUGUGGGUGACCUGAAGGAGGAUUUGGAUAUAAGUCAACCCUCGAGGGAGUUUCUGGAUGAGCUGGUGCCUCUUGAAAAGAGGCCUAAGCAUCGAUUGGGCUUUUGGGGUCUGUUCGGGAAGAAAGUGGAUACCAUAGAGUGGUGCACUGAAGAAAUAGCUCGGCUCAACAAAGAUAUCCAGGCAACCCGCGCGCGUCACGUCGAGGGAAAGUUUCUGGGAAGCGUUUUCAUCCGGUGCAACUUACAAAUAGGUGCCCAUAUUCUGGCGCAGUGUGUCAGCUACCACGAACCUUUGAUGAUGUACGAUAAAUGGAUGGAAGUGCAUCCUAAGGACAUUGUUUGGCGCAACCUCGACGACGGAGCGUUGGAAAUGCGUGGACGAUAUGUUACCUCGUGGGCUGCGACGAUUGGGUUGAUCAUUCUGUGGUUCUUCCCGGUUGCCGCGAUUGGAACGUUGAGUAAUUUGGAUGAUUUAUGUCGGAAAGUCACCUGGCUGCGAUGGGUUUGCGAAGCACCCAAUCCAGUCCCAGGCAUUGUCCAGGGUAUUCUUCCGCCUGCAUUGUUGGCUCUCUUGUUCGCUUUGCUACCCUUCAUACUCAAAUUCCUUGCAUGGUAUGAAAAUAUACCCCGAUGGUCUUUAAUUUCAAUCGCUGUAUAUCACCGUUUUUUCCUUUUCCUCUUGAUACACGGUUUUUUGAUCGUCACGCUCUCCUCCGGUAUAACCAAGGCUAUUGAGGAUAUCAUUCAAAACCCCACUUCUACGAUUCAGACGCUGGCCUAUGAACUGCCUGGAGCUUCGAUAUUCUUCUUAACCUACAUGGUCUCUCAGGGUCUUGCAGGGGCUGGCGUUGCCCUGUCUCAACUCAUACCGCUGGUGCUUCAUUUUAUCAAGAAGUGGUUCCUCGGAAGAACUCCCAGGCAGGCCUAUUCUGUUACUUUCUUGAUGCCCUCAGCUGAUAUCGAAACCACACUUCCUCGGCUGUCAUUGUUGGCCACUAUUGGAUUUGCUUAUAGCGUGUUGAACCCGUUGAUCAAUGCGUUGGCGUUUAUGUCAUAUGGAAUGUUUUAUGUCGCGUACAAACUGCUAUUCACUCAGGUCUUUGAUCAACCUGAUGACCGCGAAACUGGAGGUCUAUAUUUCCCCAUGGCUAUCUCAAACCUAUUCGUGGGAUUAUAUAUCCAACAGAUCUGUAUGGCUGCGUUGUUUUUCCUCAAGACCAGCGAGAAAGAUGCUAGAGUAGCGGCGUUGGCUGAAGGUGUUUGCAUGCUGGUUUUGUUGGUGGUUACGGUGUUCGUGCAAGCCUAUUUCCAGAGGAGUUUUCAACCUAUCACCAAAUUCCUUCCCAUGUCAAUUGCGACGAAGAAGAUGGCAAAGAGAUACGAGAUGGGGAGAAGGAUGAAGGGAGCUCAGGUUUCUUCCCAUGAUGAGGUGGAGAUGGAUUUGUUCAGUUCAGAGCAGAUCAGACUCCGCAGAAGAAUCACGAAGAUCCCAAAGAAGUUAGAUACGACUCUUGAUCAUCUCAAAGCCAAAGUCAAAGCUUCCGCUACCCCCGCCGGUUACAAUGAGAAACUGAAGGAGUCACCGCUUACGCCGAGUCCUACGAAGAAGUGGGAAGAUAUCGAGUUGACUCGGCUUACGAGGAAGUCUGGGGAGACGAUGACAGCGGAGAUGCCGAGGACAAGUGAAGGAGGCAGCACUCCCGAGACCGUGUUUUCUGGGGAGAAGCUUCAGAUGGAAGCUGAGGUGGUGACUUCGAAUCCCCCUCCGUUGGAAGGUGCACCAGAGCUGUACCGUUUAGCGUCGAACGAAUCAAAGGCAUCGAAAGCCUCGAAAGCGAGUAACACCAGUAAAGCAAGUAAGAAAUCCAAAUCUGCUACGGUCAGGUUUGAUCCUCCCGCUCCUGCGGGGGUCGAUCUGUCGGAUGACGAGGAUGAAGGCGAGGAUGAAGAGAUGCAGGACGAACAUGCGUUUGAUCAUCCUUCGACAUAUGAAGAGCAGAGGUGGAUUUGGGUGCCGAAGGAUACGUUGGGGUUGAGUGAGAUUUUGGUUAACGAGCUUCAUGAGAAGGGGGUUGAUGCGAGUGAUUCGGGAGCAGUUAUGGAUGAGAAAGGGGUGGUGGAGGUUACUAGAAAUCCUCCGGAUCAGGAGUGGAUAGGUGGGCAUAAUAGGUAA